CCCCUCCUCCAGUGCCCCUUCCCUCUCCGCGACCCGGCCCCGGAGCCUGCGAGGAGCUCUGGUGGGGGUGGGCGUGGGGGUCCGGGGACAGCAGGGACGCUCGGCCCGGGAGAGUGCAGCUGACAGGACUGGUCCGGAGAAGACUGAGACACCCUCCCCCGCCCCGGGAAUGGGCCGGUGCGGGGUGUCCAGGGAGUAGGGUCGGGUCGGAGUGGAUGGACCACGGGCCCCGGAGGGUCUUGAGCCGGAGCGGAGCCUGCACCCUCCACCACCCUCCCUUCGGGAAAUAGCAUAGCUGUGUGCCAAGAGGCAGGUGCACGGGGGAAAAUGUGUCAGAGUCCUCCCGCUUGGCAGAAGAGAAACUGAGUCACCAGCCUAGGAGCCGCAGGGUCAGCGGGCCUGACGGGGGCUAGGGGGAGGCCACUGUGAGUGGAGCCGGCCCCGGGCUGGACACCGCUCUCCGCUGGGUCCGCAUCUCUUGGCUCGGUUUCCCCGCGCUCCAUGACUCCCGCAUCUCCUGGCCGCUUUUCGUGGGUGUGGAGUUGUCCCAGUGGUCGGGGCCGUCUGAGUGUGUAAGGCCUAGGCCAGGGAGGAGGGGAGGGGUCGCCCGGGUUACAGCCUGGCUGGGGGGGGGUGCGGUUUGGGGAGCCUUUCCUGAGCUGUUUUCGCCCAUGUCCCGGGGCCACCACCUUCCCCUAAAAGCAGGGGGGAGGAGCCCCGGGUUGUAAAUUCCACACCCAGCUGGUCGUAAGAACUUGGGAAAGAGCUUUCUUUUAGGACACUGGGACCCUGGCACUGCCCUCCCCCAUAGAGAGAGUAAUAGUGGCGGGCACUUUUCUUGUGCGCUUCUUUUGUGCCGCACGCCAGCUUGUUCUAGUCCCUGGGAUUCGCCCACCAGUUCCAGGCGGUGGGAUCAUCGGGUUUGUCUUUCCAGUCGUGAAACCUGAGGCUCAGAGAGAGACAGAGAGAACCGUGUGUUUGCUCGAGAUCACACAGCUAAUAGGUGCUUGAGCUGGGGUUUUGGUCCAGGCCUGACUUCAGAACCUAUGGCCUUAACCACCAGGCUAACCAGCCUUUAGGACAUGCUCCCCAGUGAGAAGAGGGACGUUAAAACAAAACAAAACAAGCCCUAGGAUCUUUCCCAACACUUCUUCCCCCAUCCCUGGGAUGUUUUAUUUGUGUUGUGGCCAGCAACGAUUUGCCCUGAUUCAGUUUAGGGUCUCCUCUGCUUGUGCCGCCUCUGGGCCCCAGACCGGAGAGGCACGGAAGGACUGGGCCCGGGGCUGGGGCGCUAGGCUUUCGAGACUGCUGCUUCCGUCCACCGGCACCCAUCCAUCCUCCUUACCGAGCAGCCGCACACGGGGAUGCCUGAGGCGGGCUCCACAGUCCCAGCUCUCCUCGGGCCCCCGAGAGCUGGGGCGGUAAGGGGCCGAGGCUGCGGCUGGUCCAGCCGGUCCCUGGGGGACACGCUGUGCAGUGGGAGAAACGGUAGGCUUGGAGCUCGGAGCCUUGUCUGAGCCUCGGGCGGUAGACGCUCUCCCGAGGAAAGGUAAGGUGAGCACCUGGAAGCUUCUGGAAUGGCCCACGGUCUUAGAAAAGGAAGUGACCCGGAAGAGAUUCCUCUGGGGAGGAAGGUGGGCGGCCAAGCAAGGCUGGGGUCGGGAAGGUGGGCCGAUGGUUUCCCAGGACUGGGCCAAGAGCAGGUUGGGUCUCUUCCCCAUUGCAUUGCAACAGGGGGUCUCCGGCUGCUGGGGAGGGGGCGACCUGCCCCAGCCCCAGCUCUGCGGUGACCCCUCCGUGUGCUUCUCUCUCCUGCAGCUGCUGCCGCUCACCCCGUGUCUCCUGGCCGCUUCCCUCUUUGCUGCCCCUCCCCGCAGGCUCCCCCACUCCGCCACCUCCUGGGGGCCAUCAUGAAUGGUGCCCCUUCCCCGGAGGAUGGGGCCUCCCCGCCCCCACUGCCGCCGCCCCCUCCCCCCAGCUGGAGGGAGUUCUGUGAGUCCCACGCCCGGGCUGCCGCCCUGGACUUCGCCCGCCGCUUCCGCCUCUACCUGGCCUCGCACCCGCAGUACGCGGGGCCCGGGGCCGAGGCCGCCUUCUCCCGCCGAUUCGCCGAACUCUUCCUCCAGCACUUCGAAGCCGAGGUGGCCCGGGCCUCGGGCUCCCUCUCGCCGCCACCGGUGCCGGCCCCGCUGAGUCCCGGCCUGGAGAUCCCGCCCCACGACCUGCCCCUGGAGAGCUGCAGGGCGGGCGGGCCCCUGGCCGUGCUGGGCCCUUCUCGCUCAUCCGAGGACCUGGCCGGCCCCCUCCCCUCCUCAGUCUCUUCUACGACGACCUCCUCCUCGAAGCCGAAGCUCAAGAAGCGCUUCUCCCUCCGCUCAGUGGGCCGCUCGGUCCGGGGGUCGGUGCGUGGCAUCCUGCAGUGGCGGGGCACUGUGGACCCUCCCUCGUCGGCCGGGCCCCUGGAGACCGCGUCAGGUCCCCCGGUCUUGGGCGGAAACACCAACUCCAACUCCUCUGGCGGAGCCGGGACCGUCGGCCGGGGACUGGCCAGUGACGGCCCCUCCCCGGGGGAGAGGUGGACUCACCGUUUUGAGAGGCUGAGACUGAGUCGGGGAGGGGGCGGCCCGAAGGAAGGGGCCGGGACGGUGCAGAGGGAAGAGCUGCUGAGUUUCAUGGGGGCUGAAGAGGCGGCCCCUGAGCCAGCUGGAGUGGGCCGGGCCGGGGGGACAGCUGGGCCGGCGGUGGGCGGCGGGGGGCCACCCCAGUGGCAGAAGUGUCGCUUGCUGCUCCGAAGCGAAGGAGAAGGAGGAGGAGGAAGCCGUCUGGAGUUCUUUGUGCCGCCCAAGGCGUCUCGGCCCCGGCUCAGCAUUCCCUGCUCUGCCAUCACAGACGUCCGGACCACCACAGCCCUGGAGAUGCCGGAUCGGGAGAACACGUUUGUGGUUAAGGUGGAAGGCCCUGCGGAGUAUAUCCUGGAGACGGCCGACGCGCUGCACGUGAAGGCCUGGGUGUCCGACAUCCAGGAGUGCCUGAGCCCGGGCCCCUGCCCCACGACUAGCCCCCGCCCCAUGACCCUCCCUCUGGCCCCUGGGACUUCGUUCCUCCCACGGGAGAACACAGACAGCCUGGAGCUGCCCUGCAUGAACCACUCGGAGAGCCUGCCCAGCCAGGACCUGCUGCUGGGAGCCAGUGAGAGCAACGACCGCCUGGCGCAGGGGGCGUACGGGGGCCUCUCAGACCGCCCCUCGGCAUCCAUCUCCCCUAGUUCCGCCUCCAUUGCUGCCUCCCAGUUUGACUCAAUGGAACUGCCCCCUGAGCUGCCUCCUCGCAUCCCCAUUGAGGAGGGACCCCCAGCAGGGACAGCUCAGCCCCUCUCAGCCCCCUACCCUCCCCUGGACACUCCGGAAACAGCCAAAGGGUCAUUCCUGUUCCAGGGGACAGAGGGCGCUGAAGGGGAGCAGCCGCUCUCCGGAUACCCUUGGUUCCAUGGGAUGCUCUCUCGGCUCAAGGCCGCCCAGCUAGUGCUGGAGGGAGGCGCCGGCUCCCACGGUGUCUUCCUGGUGCGUCAGAGUGAGACGAGGCGGGGUGAAUACGUCCUCACUUUCAACUUCCAGGGCAAGGCCAAGCACCUGCGUUUGUCGCUGAACGAGGAGGGCCAGUGCCGGGUCCAGCACCUGUGGUUCCAGUCCAUUUUCGAUAUGCUCGAGCAUUUCCGGGUGCACCCCAUCCCCCUGGAGUCUGGCGGCUCCAGUGACGUUGUCCUUGUCAGCUACGUGCCCUCCCAGCGGCAGCAGGAACCGAACACCUCCCGUGACCCACCCCAGCCCCCUGAACCCCCUUCAUGGACAGAUCCCCUACAUCCUGGGACAGAAGAGGCGUCGGGGCCGCCAGAAGUGGCGGCAGCAACAGCCGCAGCAGCCAAAGAGAGGCAAGAGAAAGAGAAAGCGGGCAGUGGAGGGGUCCCGGAAGAGCUGGUCCCCGUGGCUGAGCUGGUCCCCGUGGCUGAACUGGAAGAGGCCAUAGCACCAGGCGCCGAGGCCCUGGGAGGUGCUGCGGGGGUGGGCCCGACGGUACAGCUCCAGCAGUUGCCACUAGGGGGCGACGGAGAAGAAGGGGGCCAUCCCAGAGCCAUUAAUAACCAGUACUCCUUCGUGUGAGACACCCUACCCAACCUCCCUCCAUGCUUCUUGCUCCCAGCCCUCCGGUCAUGAGGCCGGGCCGGGAAGGUCCCAAGGAGAGGUUGGGGUCCCCUCCCCACAUGCUUCCUGACCCUCGUCGGCCAAAGGCGUCUAUGUUGGUACAAGCAGAGGUUCAAGAGCCCUGUUACCUCCCUCGCGCAUACACUACAGGUGCCCCGUUACCUCCCUGAGGGGCUCUUACGGUCAGCCCCACCCCUGGGGGCCAUUUCCCCAUUAACAACCCCCCAGCCCGUGGCAGGGUGAGGGGGGGAAGGGCUGUCAGUUAUAGUAAGGUCGUUGUUGUUGUUUUAAACAAAAUGGAGAAGCAUACAUAAAUAAAAGGGUUUAUCUCAGUUC
Lepus europaeus (European hare) is the source of this 4535-nucleotide messenger RNA. It is a transcript of the gene SH2B1, whose product is annotated as SH2B adaptor protein 1. Gene Ontology annotation, biological process: intracellular signal transduction. Gene Ontology annotation, molecular function: transmembrane receptor protein tyrosine kinase adaptor activity. Gene Ontology annotation, cellular component: plasma membrane. NCBI's taxonomy places the organism in Eukaryota, Metazoa, Chordata, Mammalia, Lagomorpha, Leporidae. The record is from RefSeq and is a predicted model, not a curated record.